AUGGAUCAUAACAUGCCAGAUCCUUUGCUUAGAGCCCAUCUUUGGGGGAAUGUUUCAAGACAAUUGAUGAACUCUAAUGCAUUUACUGGCAGUAUUGAUAAUGAAUUAUUAAAAAGACAAAUAACUUACAGUGAUGAAUUUCAAAAUUGUUUAGUCGAAUGUGUUUGGCAACAAAUAGAAGACAUUGGUAAACAAUUAGAGAUAUUAUGUCAUCAUCGUGAUUCGAAUGAUAUGAAGCCAAAAGAUUUAGACACACUAUUCCUGUUGAAAAAACAAUAA
This is a messenger RNA of Arxiozyma heterogenica, 279 nucleotides long. RefSeq lists its product as uncharacterized. Gene Ontology annotation, cellular component: FANCM-MHF complex. Gene Ontology annotation, molecular function: protein heterodimerization activity. The record is from RefSeq and is a predicted model, not a curated record. The transcript has a single exon. Lineage: Eukaryota; Fungi; Ascomycota; Saccharomycetes; Saccharomycetales; Saccharomycetaceae. Bases 1 to 279 code for a protein of 92 amino acids.